Scatophagus argus is the source of this 1741-nucleotide messenger RNA. Its product is annotated as fibroleukin-like. The transcript has a single exon. The record is from RefSeq and is a predicted model, not a curated record. Bases 150 to 851 code for a protein of 233 amino acids. NCBI's taxonomy places the organism in Eukaryota, Metazoa, Chordata, Actinopteri, Scatophagidae.
UGCAAGACGAUAAUUUCACCUGCAACGAGACAAAACAGGACUUUGGUUAAAUCACUUGUUAAAUGAAUAAAGAGGGAAGUUUUGAAUGAGAAAAAAAAUAAUCAUAAUUCUUUACAAUUUCUUCGAAUUUCCCCUGCGCAGUUAACACGAUGAAGAGAGACUGCUCCGACUACCUGCUCAGCGGGGACACAAACAGCGGUGUGUACCUGGUGACCCCUGACCUCCGCAGCAGAAGCUUCCCGGUCUUCUGUGACAUGGAGCUGGGUGGAGGAGGGUGGACGCUGCUGCAGCGCCGACAGGACGGCAGCGUGAGCUUCAACCGCACCUGGGCUGAGUACCGAUCAGGCUUCGGGGAGCUGGACGGAGGGGAGUUUUGGUUGGGCAAUAACCUGAUCCACCUGCUAACCCGGGACAGGGACAUGGUACUGCGGGUGGAGCUGGAGGACUUCGACGGGGCGACGGAGUACGCAGUGUACGAGCAGUUUAGGGUGGCAAGUGAACGGAUGCGCUACAGGCUGACGGUGGGCGGGUACUCGGGUACCGCAGGUGAUGCUCUGCGCUUCAGCAAAAGUUACGAUCACAACAACAGACAGUUCACCACUCCUGACAGGGACCACGACCGCUACCCCUCCGGGAACUGCGGGGCCUACUACAGCUCCGGCUGGUGGUUUGAUGCGUGCAUGGCUGCAAACCUCAACGGGAGGUACUAUGUAGGCAAGUACAAAGGAGUCCGGGAUGGGAUUUUCUGGGGGACAUGGCAUAACAUAUCUACAGAGUAUUACCCCACAAAUGACAGACAGUCUUUUAAAUCUGUCAGGAUGAUGAUCAGACCAAAGGGCUUCGCACCCUGAGCUGUGACUCUCUGAUAGGGCAUAUUGGGGAAAAAACAGCUCACCAUAAGCUCCUAAAAUGCUCAGUUCAAUUUAACAAAACGUAAUCCACUAUCUACAAAGUUACAGUUAUAGUACGCUAUUGACACAAUGCUGCCGCCUUGUGGUGUUUGAUUCUGCAGUACUUAUUUGUUUACAGGACAGUAUGACUAUGACUGAGGAUGUACAUAGUUACAAAGGGUAUAGUCCUAACUAUAUGGUAUCUAUAAUCUUAAUAUGUAGAAUGAUUUUUUGAGAGUUUAAUUUGUUUAAUGAUGAGAGAGGGAAAUCUUCCUGUGAGGAGUUAUUUUUCAGUGAAGUCUAACGGGUAUGAAGCAACAGAGACUGAUAUAUAUUAUUUAUAUCAUUAUAUUACUGGAAACCUGUUGAUGGUUGACUGAAGCUGUUUGGGAUGUUUUAUAAUUAAGACUGUUUUGUUAAGAUAAAUAAAAUGUAUGAAAUAUCAGGGGUUCGUAAAUUUUUUUAUUUUAAUUUUAUCUUUCUUUCCGUUAAAAUUAUCUGCAGACUAAAAUACAAGUGACCAAUAAAUUCAAUAACAAGCAGCCCAACUUCGGACGUAUCUCACAGGCACUGCAGGCAAACGAUUCAAGGCUCAAAUUCCCUACAGCCUUUGCGGCAAGGACGACGUCCUCUAUAACGUGCUCACACAGACCUGCUGAUUGGACAAGACAAAAGAGGGGCGGUGCUAUAUUUACACAAGAUUUCUCAUCCGGUUUGUUAAGUUUAUUGAAGUGGGGCGGACUAAAAUCGGAAGUAAAAGAUUUUGCCUUCAACAUAAAAGGAUGAAAAAAACGGAAAACACGUACUGCUCGUUUUGCAUUUCUGUUUUCAUUUAAAGAGGUGAAAAGUGA